AUGGAUGAUAAGUCAACACUAGUUACACCUGGCGGCAAUACAUUUAUUGAUGAGUGGCAUGAUGCAUCAGCUGAAAAUUCUACUAAUAUUAAUACGAAUAAUCUACUAUUAAAAGAAAAUAAUCAUGAACACUUGUCAUCUGAAGACAUAUUAAUAGAAUCACAAAAUAAAGCUAAUAAUGGAACAGUAUUUAAACAUUCAAUGCAAUUUACUGGAACAAGUUCUGUUAAUCUUGAUCUUAAUUUAGGUCCAGCACCUUUCUGUUAUGAAGAAAAAGCUAAAAAAGAACGUGAAAAUUGUGAUUAUUCAAUAAAAAUUACAUUCGAUAUGGCUAAAAAUGGUACAGCACCAAGAAAAAUUCGUGUUUAUGCAGAUGGUAUUUAUGAUUUAUUUCAUGCUGGUCAUGCUCGACAAUUAAUGCAAGCAAAAAAUUUAUUUAAAAAUGUUUAUUUACUUGUUGGUGUUGUUAACAAUGAAGUAACACAUAGAGAAAAAGGUAAAACUGUAAUGAAUGAAGCUGAACGUUAUGAAAGUGUUCGCCAUUGUCGUUAUGUUGAUGAAGUUGUAACAGAUGCACCCUGGGCAAUUGAUGAUGAACUUUUAAUACAAAAUAAAAUUGAUUUUGUUGCACAUGAUGGACUUCCAUAUGUAACUGAAGCUAGUGAUGAUGUUUAUCAACAUGUUAAAGAACUUGGUAUAUUUGCUGCUACUCAACGUACUGAAGCUGUUUCGACAUCUGAUAUAAUAUGUCGUAUUGUUCGUGAUUAUGAUACGUAUGUACGACGAAAUUUAGCUCGUGGUUAUUCACCUCAAGAUUUAAAUGUUGGUUUUAUUAAAAAAAAUCAACUUGAAUUUCAAUCACGAAUUAAUACAGUUAAAUUAAAACUUAGUACAUAUAAAGAAGAAUCAAAAACAUUUAUGGAACGUUGGGAAGAUCGAAGUAAAGAAUAUAUACAUGAUUUUAUUGGUUUAUUUGAACAUACAACUGUUUUAAAUUUACUUAAUCGAACACGAUCCGGAGUUGUACAUUCUAAUAUUCAUAAUAAACAAAGUGAUACAGAAAAUAAUGAUAUCAUUACAUUAGAAGACAAUAAUUCUAAUGAACAGAAAUCGAAACAAUAA
Messenger RNA from Rotaria sp. Silwood1, 1122 nucleotides. Lineage: Eukaryota; Metazoa; Rotifera; Eurotatoria; Philodinida; Philodinidae. The record is from the annotation of a GenBank genome assembly.